AUGGAUAGUGGUGCUGAAGCUUCGGAAGGAAGCUCUGUCAAGCGGUUACUUUACAGAAUUAAAAACACAUAUAGGUAUUACCUAGACUAUGUGACACCAUAUAUGAUUCAGCGUUGGAUAGGGACAUAUGUGCUUUUUGCUCUAUUUCUUGCCAGAAUCCUGCUUACAGAGGGUUGGUACAUUGUUUGCUACACAUGGGCUAUAUAUCUUCUUAAUAUGUUUCUCCAGUUCCUCACACCAAAGUUUGAUCCAUCUUUAGAGCAAGAGUAUGAAAACGAAUCUAUAGAAGAGGGAACAUCAAAGAUGGACGAAAAUGAUGAGGAAUUUAAACCGUUUAUACGUCGUUUGCCUGAGUUUCGUUUUUGGUUUAAGAGCACGGUUGCUACUUUAAUUGCCUUGUUUUGUUCCUUUUUCUCAAUCUUUGAUAUACCAGUCUUCUGGCCAAUUUUAGUUCUUUACUUCAUCAUUUUGUUUGUCCUUACUAUGAGAAGACAAAUCCAACAUAUGCUCAAGUACAAAUAUGUUCCAUUUGAUAUUGGAAAAACUACAUACAAGAACCAUAAAUAA
Brettanomyces bruxellensis is the source of this 567-nucleotide messenger RNA. RefSeq names its product retention in endoplasmic reticulum protein 1 (gene RER1). Bases 1 to 567 code for a protein of 188 amino acids. The record is from RefSeq and is a predicted model, not a curated record. Lineage: Eukaryota; Fungi; Ascomycota; Pichiomycetes; Pichiales; Pichiaceae. Gene Ontology annotation, cellular component: Golgi membrane. Gene Ontology annotation, biological process: protein retention in ER lumen; retrograde vesicle-mediated transport, Golgi to endoplasmic reticulum. The transcript has a single exon.